Messenger RNA from Candidula unifasciata, 1410 nucleotides. The record is from the annotation of a GenBank genome assembly. NCBI's taxonomy places the organism in Eukaryota, Metazoa, Mollusca, Gastropoda, Stylommatophora, Geomitridae.
AUGUCUGUGAGGGUCAGGGUGAUGUCUGUGAGGGUCUGGGUGAUGUCUGUGAGGGUCAGGGUGAUGUCUGUGAGGGUCUGGGUGUUGUCUAUGAGGGUCUGGGUGAUGUCUGUGAGGGUCUGGGUGAGGAUCAGGGUGAUGACUGGUCUGGGUGAUGUCUGUGAGGGUCUGGGUGAUGUCUGUGAGGAUCAGGGUGAUGUCUGUGAGGGUCAGGGUGAUGUCUGUGAGGGUCUGGCUGAUGUCUGUGAGGGUCUGGGUGAUGUCUGUGAGGGUCUGGGUGAUGUCUGUGAGGGUCUGGGUGAUGUCUGUGAGGGUCUGGGUGAUGUCUGUGAGGGUCUGGGUGAUGUCUGUGAGGGUCUGGGUGAUGUCUGUGAGGGUCUGGGUGAUGUCUGUGAUGGUCUGUGUGAUGUCUGUGAGGGUCUGUGUGAUGUCUGUGAGGGUCUGGGUGAUGUCUGUGAGGGUCUGGGUGAUGUCUGUGAGGGUCUGUGUGAUGUCUGUGAGGGUCUGGGUGAUGUCUGUGAGGGUCUGGGUGAGGAUCAGGGUGAUGUCUGUGAGGGUCAGGGUGAUGUCUGUGAGGGUCUGGCUGAUGUCUGUGAGGGUCUGGGUGAUGUCUGUGAGGGUCUGGGUGAUGUCUGUGAGGGUCUGGGUGAUGUCUGUGAGGGUCUGGGUGAUGUCUGUGAGGGUCUGGGUGAUGUCUGUGAGGGUCUGGGUGAUGUCUGUAAGGGUCUGGGUGAUGUCUGUGAUGGUCUGUGUGAUGUCUGUGAGGGUCUGUGUGAUGUCUGUGAGGGUCUGGGUGAUGUCUGUAAGGGUCUGGGUGAUGUCUGUGAUGGUCUGUGUGAUGUCUGUGAGGGUCUGGGUGAUGUCUGUGAGGGUCUGGGUGAGGAUCAGGGUGAUGUCUGUGAGGGUCAGGGUGAUGUCUGUGAGGGUCUGGGUGUUGUCUGUGAGGGUCUGGGUGAUGUCUGUGAGGGUCUGUGUGAUGUCUGUGAGGGUCUGGGUGAUGUCUGUGAGGGUCUGGGUGAUGUCUGUGAGGGUCUGGGUGAUGUCUAUGAGGGUCUGGGUGAUGUCUGUGAGGGUCUGGCUGAUGUCUGUGAGGGUCUGUGUGAUGUCUGUGAGGGUCUGGGUGAUGUCUGUGAGGGUCUGGGUGAUGUCUGUGAGGGUCUGGGUGAUGUCUGUGAGGGUCUGGCUGAUGUCUGUGAGGGUCUGUGGGAUGUCUGUGAGGGUCUGGGUGAUGUCUGUGAGGGUCAUGGUCACGUCUGUGAGGGUCUGGGUGUUGUCUGUGAGGGUCUGGCUGAUGUCUAUGAGGGUCUGGGUGAUGUCUGUGAGGGUCUGGGUGAUGUCUGUGAGGGUCUGGGUGAUGUCUGUGAGGGUCUGGGUGAUGUUCUGAACUUGUUCAGUUGUGAGACACUUUAA